AUGUUCUGCCUAGUGCUCCUUGACAAUUCAUGUGACGAAAGCCAGCUUAGCUUCGACAAAGAUGACUUCCGUAGCCUAAACCUUCUCAUUAUCAAGUGCUAUAAGAUAAGAAACAUCAACUUCAACAGCGGAUCUUGUCCUAACCUCGAGAAGAUCAUCUGGUUCUACAAUGAGUGUGGUUUUCUAGACGAAAUCCAAAUCUCUGGCAUGGACAACAUUGGGAAAUUGAAGGAGCUUGAGCUUAAUGAUGCACGAAUAGGGUGCGGCUUCUCACAUUGUUGGCCAGAGGUAGCAGUGAACUUGCCAAGGAUCCGACAUUAUGCAUACAUUGAUUCUGUACUCAUCUUCUACAAGGAAGGAUUCGAACAUCUGAAAUGCUUACUUAUCCAUGGACACAAUAUGACUGACAUCAACUUUGAAAAGGGAACAGCUGUUGCGCUCGAGAAGAUCGCCUUGUCCUCCACCAACAUAAAGUCCCUUCGUGGUGUCGGUCAACUUCCAAUGUUGAAGGAGCUUGAGUUGAAGGGCAACGAAUUAUUUGAUUCAUUCUCUGGAGAAGCAGCCCCUCAGGAAAGCACUGAACCUGAAGAAUUCCAGCAUCUCAAGUAUUUCCAUUUUGAGGACACAAGAAUGAUACACAUCAUAUUUGAAAAUGGGGCCGCUCCUGAGCUUGAGAAGAUCAUCUUGUACAUGUCCAGCACAGAGUCCAAACUUACUGUGUCUGGCAGCCUUCCAAAAUUGAAAGAGACCGAAGUGAAAGGUGACCAGUCAAUCUUCCUUUCUUUAUUAAAAAAUGCUGGUAAAAUUAACAAGGUGACUCUCUGUGAUACCUUAUUCAACAAACGUGAUAAUCUAUAUAAACUCCUUUCGGAGAAACCAAGCAUCCGCUGCCUGGAGCUCCUAGACAAUUCUUAUGAUGAAAACCAGCUUACCUUUGACGAAGAUGAAUUCGGUAACCUAAACCUUCUUAUUAUCAAGUGCUCAAAGAUAAGAAACAUCAACUUCAACAGCGGUUCUUGUCCUGGCCUCGAGAAGAUCAUCUGGUACUACAAUAAGUCUGAUCCUCAAAUCUCUGGCAUGCACAACAUUGGGAAUUUGAAGGAGCUUGAGCUUAAUGGUGACGAUGUCCCUCUUCAGUUGGAGAAAGACAUCAAAGCACACAAAAACAAGCCUGUUCUCAGAUAUGAAGAACCACAGCAUAAGGAGGACAAAGCACAUGAAAAUGAACAGGGUGCUGCGUCAUGCUUUCCACAUUUCACCACCAGCUAUUUCUCCAAGAAGGAUCAGCACUAG
Miscanthus lutarioriparius is the source of this 1293-nucleotide messenger RNA. The record is from the annotation of a GenBank genome assembly. Lineage: Eukaryota; Viridiplantae; Streptophyta; Magnoliopsida; Poales; Poaceae.